Chenopodium quinoa (quinoa) is the source of this 918-nucleotide messenger RNA. RefSeq lists its product as uncharacterized. The transcript is spliced from 2 exons. The coding region runs from base 1 to 918 and encodes 305 amino acids. The record is from RefSeq and is a predicted model, not a curated record. Lineage: Eukaryota; Viridiplantae; Streptophyta; Magnoliopsida; Caryophyllales; Amaranthaceae.
AUGGAGAAUCAGAUAAGCCAACUGGCCAACCAAUUUAACCAAGAUUUAAAGACUCCAGGAACCUUCCCGGGCCAGACAGAACAACCUCAAAGAGCCCAAAUGAAUUUUGUAGCCCUGAGGAGUGGAAGGCAGUUGGACGAUCCUCCUACCAUGGAGCCAUCAAGGGAGGUCAAUGAAGAAGAGGCAAGUGAGAAGGAAGUAGAAGAUGCUAGGGUUGAGGAGGCAUCAAAGGAACCACCACCAAAGCCACUUGCUCCAUAUGUGCCCAAGAUUCCUUUUCCUCAAAGGUUAGCACAAGCUAAACUUGAGAAAAAGUUCAGUACGUUCCUCGAUAUUCUUAAAAAGCUUCAUAUUAAUAUUCCAUUCCUAGAUGCCAUAUCUGAGAUGCCUUCUUAUGUAAAAUUUUUAAAAGAUAUGCUAUCUAACAAGAGAAAAUUAGAAGAUAAUACUACUGUUGCUUUGAAUGCAGAGUGUAGUGCUAUUUUACAGAACACUCUCCCUAAGAAAUUAGGAGAUCCAGGUAGCUAUUCAAUUCCAGUGAAGCCUGGAGAUAUUGAGAUCAAUAGGGCACUAUGCGAUCUAGGUGCAAACAGGUCAGUGAAGUUUCCUUUGGGUGUACUUGAGGAUGUACCCCUCAGAGUAGGUAAGUUUUUCAUUCCAUGUGAUUUUGUUGUGAUGGAGAUGGAAGAAUAUGUGAAUGUUCCGAUCAUACUUGGUAGACUUUUCCUAGCUACUGCAGGUGCAAUCAUAGACAUGAAGAAAGGUAAGAUCACUUUUGAAGUAGGUGAUGAAAAGUUGGAAUACUCACUUUUGAAUGUCAUGGAUGCUCCCUCUACGGGAGACACUAUUUAUCAGAUAAGCCAACUUUCGCAACAGGUGAACCGCCUAUCGACUCUUCAAGAUCAAGCGAAGGUUUAG